AACUAAACCGGAUAUGCGUAUAGUCUAGCUUUACCUGUUUUGUAAAAAUGGCGUCCUCAAUGUUUGCGAGAGGCUUUCGAACCUUACAAGUUUUUACGAGAAAUAAGAACAUUUUUCGGAAAUGUUCACUUUACACGAACCAAUCAUCUAAAAGGUUUCACCAGGCCUGUAAUGGUGGACGGACACCUGCUAUGAUUGGGGUAUUAGCUGCUGCAGGAGUCAGCAUGGUGAAGAGUGACAUGAAGGAAGAUGUAAAGGCAGAAAUUCUUCUUUUAAUGGCAAAAGGAAAAAAGAUCAGCAGUGAAAAAAGGCUUGAUAAUAGUUUAUUAGAAUCUGCAAAGGCGAAGGCUCAACGUGCUUUCAAAAGAGGUCAGAUAACAGAGGAAGAGAGAGAUAUUGUUGUUGUAUUAGCCAAUAAGUAUAUAGGAGAGAAGUUUCUAGAAAAAGGAAUUAUAGAUAAGGCUGAAUCAUCUUUUGUGGAAGCAAUGGAAGUUUAUAAGAAAUUGGGAGUUAGCAAAUAUGAUGAUGCCUCUCUGGAAUUAAUCCUGAGAUUGACCAACUGCUUUGCUCUGAGUGGCAGGGAAGUUGAGGCAAAGGACAGCUUUGAUAUGAUUAUUGACACACAACUAAGGAAGAUCAGGGAUAGUAAAACCAAGUGUCCAUUAAGUACCUACCAGAUACUUUGGGCCACUCUCCAACUGUAUGGCCGAUUUCUGGUCUUAAAUAAGGACUAUGACGAGGCAGAAAACAUGUUCAUUAUUGCAGAUGAUGUCAUGCAAAAAGCCAGUGGGGAGUAUUUUAAUGGGAGACAGGGUAUUUUAACUGACUUGGCUGGUGUUCAGAUUGUCAAACAAGACUUCACUGGUGCUGAAGCAACUUUUGAGAAGGCUGUCAAAAUUGGGGAGAAAGGGAAUUCCCCUGAUGUGUGUUUUACGUACUGUUAUAUGGCAGAUCUUGCUACAAGAAUGGACAACUUAAAAAAAGCAACAAAGAUGUGUAAUAAAGGACUUCAAUUAGCCAAGGAACAUGGUAACAAAGAAUGCCUUAAAAAGGCAGAGCUAUAUUUAGAAAAAAUUCAAGAAGCAAAAGAGAAAAGAUAGGAGUAAUGAAGGUUUUAGGUGCUGUAUUAUAAGUAUUAAUUUAAUGAACUUAUACUGUUAUUUCUUGAACAUUGUCAGCUCCUUUACAUUGCAUGCACAAGGUAAUGAAAUUUAGUAUACAGAUAGCCCGCUCCAGCAUUUUACCAGCGGAUUAUCUGCUAUGUAAUGAUUCCAAAUGCAAGUAUGUGUAUAUACGUAUUGCCUUGAAAAAUAAACAUAUUUCUAUGUCUACUGUUGAGAGAUGAGCUGAAAUGCAUAAAUGUUUGAUAAUUAAAAUAAAAUCUUAAGAUUUUGUAUUGUAAUGAUUUAUUAGUUAAAAGAAGAUUUAAAGGUUAAUUACAGUUCUUAGCUCGUGAGAGGUAAUUAAGACUUCUGUCUUUAUUGUAGGAUUUUGUUUGACAUACACAGUAGUUAGAGAUAUAAGUACCAACAAUUUGUUACCAUGCCACCUCAGUAAUAUUAUACAGUGUAGAUGAAAAAAUCCUGUCAAUUUGAUUACAAUCGGACCUCGUUGAACAUACUCUACUAUUUGUCUGAUUAAGUGGAAGUUAAAAUGUGAUAUUUCACUCUCAGCAGCAGUAACAGUUUGAAUACCUGCUUUAGCGCACCAUUCACUUACAAAACACAAAAGGUUUACACUUAAUAAAACCAUGUGCAUGGACAAAUUUCCGUGUGAAUUUUGGGUUGAAAAAAUAACUUUCUUUUUUAUUUACGUGCCCUUUUGUAAUACACUUUAGAUAGAGGCUUUGGUUAAAAGACUUAAAAACACUAACAAUUUUAUGGCAGAUCAGGGGAGCGAAGAAAGUUUUAUGUUUCAAUUAUUAGUCUACCAUCUUUUCCUGUAAAACGUGGAGGUGUGCUUUUCAGGGUAGGUAUAUGUACAUUUAUUAGGUCAAAUACGGUAUUUGGAAUUAGCUCAAAAAAAAGGUUAGUUCAUCUAGAUCAGCGGGCCAGAACGCUUAUGUCCUGGUUAGGUUUGGCAUCUAUCAUUCGUCUCUGUACUGUCAUCCAACCAUUUGGUGUAGGGAUUUAUAAUUGGCAAGUAGCUUUGUUAAGUGACACCUAACUCUUCAGUCACGGCUGAAAAACGGUAUUUCAGUGACCUUUCUGAUCUUCUCUCUGAUCUUGUUAAUAGCACCAGCGAAUGAUUGUGCAAUGUUAGUUUUAAAUCCUGUGAUAUUUUAUGUGAUUGUGAUAUGUAUAUUUCUUAUGCUGAAAAGGAAAUCAAAGGACAUCUUUUUGCUUCCAAGUUAAACAGCUCUUUUUGUGAUUCAUAUAUAGUCUAUCACUUUCAUUUUGUAGAUGGGUAGAUCUGGCCCUGUGGGUCUUUUAGAUUACCCGUUAUCACAAAAAGAGGUAAAUACAAUAUUGUAAAUCAACUUAUUUUUCUGUGUAAUUAUAAUUUUCGUGUAUUUCGCAGGUGAUUAAAAUUUCAUAGAAAUUAAUCACUGCGAAAUAGUUCCAAUCAAAGGCACAGUACAAGCCUUUUAUGACUGUAAAUUUAAAUGUAAAUAUCUGCAAACAAAAUGUUUUUGCAUGAAUACACGGAAUAAAGUCACUGGGAACAUGAGUUGGUUUACAGUAAACUGUUUUCUCUCUUGCCCUGUUAUAGAUUUGUGAAUGGCUUAUAACAGUGAGUAGGGCUGAGUUGGAUGCCUCACAUGAUUGUCUAUCUUAUUGAAAUAAAACAGACGAAACAUGAUUA
Messenger RNA from Pecten maximus, 2805 nucleotides. Its product is annotated as tetratricopeptide repeat protein 19, mitochondrial-like. The transcript is spliced from 2 exons. Bases 48 to 1100 code for a protein of 350 amino acids. Gene Ontology annotation, molecular function: protein binding. Lineage: Eukaryota; Metazoa; Mollusca; Bivalvia; Pectinida; Pectinidae. The record is from RefSeq and is a predicted model, not a curated record.